AUGUUACCAUCUAGUUAUUUUUUAAUUACAUUACUGACAAUUCUUCAACUCAAAAAUCAGAUAAUUAAUUCAUGUAAUCAUAAUGCACCAUGUGGUUGUUCAAAUAAAUCUCGACUAGAUUCAAAAAUUGUCGGUGGACAAUAUGCUAGAAUUGAAACAUGGAGUUGGGUUGUGUCACUUCAUAUUCAAAAUAGAUUUCGAUGUGCAGGAUCGAUUAUAUCAAAUUCAUGGAUUUUAACAGCAGCACAUUGUUUUUCAAUAAUAAACAAUUUAGGAGAUAAUAUCUUUCGCAUUCAUCCUUCUGAUAUUACAGUACAUGCUGGUUCAAAUCAUCGAUCUGAAAAAAAUCAAUUAAGAAAAGUAACUGAUAUUAUUUUUCAUCCUAAUUUUGAUCAAUCAAAUUUUAUCAAUGAUAUUGCUUUGCUCAAACUAUCGUUACCUCUUCAUAUGACUGAUAAUAUUUUAACCAAAAUAUGUUUACCAAAUAUAUCUUUGAAAGAAUAUCCACCUGUAGAUUCUUCACUUGUUGCAGUUGGUUGGGGUAGACUCUGGGAAAAAGGUCCAGAAUCUUCAACACUUCAACAAGUUAUAUUGAAAACAAUUGAUUAUCAGAAUUUCACUUGUUAUCCAUUGAUCUAUGAUCGAUUCAAACAAUUCUGUGCUGGUGUUGAAAACAGUACAAAAGAUACAUGUCAAGGUGAUUCUGGUGGUCCUCUUAUGAUGUUUACAUCAAGUAAACAAUGGGUUAUUGUUGGUUUAACAUCGUUUGGACACGGAUGUGCACAACCAGGAUUUUCAGGUGUAUAUACACGUAUAACAACUUAUUUAGAUUGGAUAAAUUUGUUCGUCAACAAUGCAAAUGAUUCAAUACAUCCUUAUUCAUUAAUAUCAAACAGUCCAUUUGAUGAUGAUGAUAUCGAAUGGCGAAAUAAUAUUUCCUGUCAUCAUUCGAUGUCUUUAUAUUUAUCUCUAGUGAUAUCAAUAUUGUUAUAUUUAAUCACGAUGUAUUCUUGA
Molecule: messenger RNA, 1014 nt
Organism: Rotaria sordida
Lineage: Eukaryota; Metazoa; Rotifera; Eurotatoria; Philodinida; Philodinidae
Source: the annotation of a GenBank genome assembly